This is a messenger RNA of Anguilla anguilla (European eel), 2181 nucleotides long. RefSeq names its product sperm associated antigen 8 (gene spag8). Gene Ontology annotation, cellular component: nucleus; cytoplasm. Gene Ontology annotation, biological process: positive regulation of transcription by RNA polymerase II. The transcript has 6 exons. Gene Ontology annotation, molecular function: microtubule binding. The record is from RefSeq and is a predicted model, not a curated record. NCBI's taxonomy places the organism in Eukaryota, Metazoa, Chordata, Actinopteri, Anguilliformes, Anguillidae. Bases 163 to 756 code for a protein of 197 amino acids.
ACGUCGCUGCGAAAAUGUAUAACGAAAUCUGUUGUGAGGUUUGCGCUGUAAACAGAGCUCAGCUGUUUUUUCAAAUUCAAUGUGGAAUUCCUAUAUGACGGUGCAAGAAUAGGAUUGGCAGAUAGAGAAUUUGUCAAAACUGGACAACAUGCGCACGAAGCGAUGCGCUGUCGGAACCGAUGGCGGACCGGGAGUUGGGCGGAAACUGAUCACGAACCAGGUGUAAUUGUGACGGAAAUUCAUUACAAACUACCGAGGGCCACAUCAUUUCUGGAUACUGAGGAAUCCAAAGCUCACAUUUCCAAACAUGGACACAAAGGGAUUAUUUCUAUGGACCUGGUAUCUAAAGCUCAAGAUGUCACGACAGUGAAAGAGGAUUUCAUUCCUCCUGUGGCUCCUCAGAUAAGACAGAGGGGGCUACGAGAAGAACUUUUAGAAAAAGCCCUUUACAAGACAAUAAGCCAGCAGGUGGAUGAAGAAUUUAAUCCUGGUCCUCCUCCAGCUGAGUUUAUCUCCACCACAAGAGAGGACUUCAAAGUACCUGGGUUUCAAUCAGUACCCCCCUCUCCCUCCAAGGAACAUGAUUACAAAAGUGACCAGGCCAUUUCUUUUUGGAGUGAGAACUAUCAGAAGGUACAGCGUGUAACAGCAGUCAGGACAAGCGACACUCCAUUCAGAAAGAAUGCAGCAUUCAGCACACCUAUUGGUCAACGUCUAGAUGAUCCUGUGACACCUGAGAAUAGUCCAGAUGUCUGAGCUUGGAACACUGGCUUAAAUACGCAUAUACUGUACACAAACUAUGUCGCACAUUAUUUUAUUGCUGUGUAAUUACUGCACAAUUCUUUAACUUUUUGAUUUUUGUCUUCCUAUGCAUAUGUUAGGAUAUUUAACUGAAAUGCUGCCAGUAACUUCAUUCUUUCUGGAAGUGAAAUUCCACCUGUGUCUUUAUAGGGGAAUUUACAUAUAAGUAACAAAACAACACAUACCGUUAAGCAAUAAAUACCAUUUCGCACCAUUACUUAAAACUAUUAUUUUUAUUUUAUGAUGCAGGUUUUUCAAGUCCUGUGAAACCCUUUAACCUAAGCAAAGACCAGCCAUACAGUGGCUAUUUUCACAUACUCAACCGUCCUCCUUAUUUAAGUCAAUAGGUUGAUCUAUGUCUGGACUGCAGGGUGGGAGGGGAUUAGGAGAUGAGAGAGUGGCCUCUGAUGGGAGCCUGACAUGAGGGGUCAUAAAAGGGUAAUCCAUCCCUCCAAGCAAGCAGAGAGGGCUGUACAUACAUCACUGAGCUGGGCAAUAUGUUGUUGCACACCUCUGCUUUUAUGUGAUUGUCUUUCAGAGUGCUUCAUGAAUCUGAGUGAGAAUGACCAUGCUGAGUGUUCUCAGGUUUAUUUAAAGGUGUACACUAAUUGAUUGAUUGAUUGAAUGUACCGCUACAUGUUUUCCAAGCACAAAGAAGUGCAUUGCAUUUUAUUAAGCUGCAGUGUUCGCAUAUCAGCCCAGAGAGGUUUCCGUUCCAUACAGCAUUGUGCUGUUGCUGUUGGUCAGUGGUAGGAUGCAGAACCUCUUGGGUGUUUAACAGCCAGAGAUUGCAUUUGCCCUGUAAACUAUGUUAAAUGCAUCUGGACGACUUACAAUUUGUUGGCAUAUAUUAUAUUAAAAUCAUUUUGGUUUGCACUAAAUUUGGGAAUUUCAACUGCGAGGACUGCAACGAUUUGUAUUAGGGGUGUCAUACCAAUAAUUACCUAGAUCUACGUUCAUCUCUUUCGUUAAGUGGGCGAUUCUGUGAAAUCUUUUUUAUUCAGGAGCAGGGUUUCACCAGAGGAAGCAACAUUACAUCACACAGUGAGCCAUUUUUUUUAACAAAUGUGAAUCCAUGUGAAUUUCGCAUGCUUUGCUUUGUACCUCGGCGGUGCUGAAGACAAAAUGGUUUAGGUUAAUGUUAAAAGGCUAGGGGUGGUGGGGGUGACGGUGGUGCAUGUUGGUUGGAGGACUCAGUAUAUCUUUCACUUACUUCUAUUUUGGAGGAUGUGGGUGGAAAACGAUGUGUUUCUUUAGUACUGUUGUAUAUAUAAUAAAUGUAAAAGUGGUACCUGAUAAGGAGGUGAUGGUGGGGUCUAAAAAGAGAGAUAGUAUUAAUAAGAAAGUGCUAGUGUACACAUCUCUUCAGCAUCAGCAAAU